AUGGCCGAGCAUCCAGACGUCCACCUGCAGGACGUCCUGAGAGGACAGAGGGACACAGGACAGAGGGACACAGGACAGAGGACGAAGAGCAGGUCCAACAUGAUCCGAGUGUUCGUCAGCUCCACGCUCACAGAUAUGAGCAGCGAGAGGAAGGCGCUGCUGGAGAGAGCUUACCCAGAAGUCCUGGCGUUCUGCCGCGGCCUGGGCCUGGUGCUGGAGGUGGUGGAUCUGCGCUGGGGGAUCCGGAACGUGUCCUCUGGAGACCACGACUCCUGUGAGGUCUUCCUGCAGGAGAUCCAGAGCUGCCAGAGGAUCUCAGCCGGGCCACACUUCAUCCUCCCGGCUCCCAAGGCGCUGCUGGGGAACCGGUACGGCCACCGCUCUCUUCCUCGCCACGUCCCGGAGAAACUCUUCGAGGUUCUUUUGUCCAAACUUUCCAAAAACCCUGAAGGCGUCAAACAGCUGAGUCAGUGGUUUCUAAAGGACAGCAAUGCUGUCCCGCCCACCUACGUCCUCCGGCCAAUCGCGGCGCACUUCCCCCACUACGGCGACCUCCGACCUGAGAGCCGGCCUCAGCACGACAGCAGCGUCCUGUCGUGGCGUUUCACAGAGAACCAGCUGUUGCAGCUCCUGCGAUCCGCCGCCGCCGCCGCCGAGGCUGCCGGUGACAUCACAGCCGAGCAGAAACAAGAGUUCUUCACAUCAGUCACAGAGCGGGAGUUCCAUCAGGGUCUGUGGGACGCCAGCCGGACGCCGUCGGCUCUGCUCUUUGUGAGAGAGACCCCCCGGCAGCGGGCGAGGGACGGCCCCAAGCGUCUCGCCAAGUUCAUGGACCUGAACGCCGACGGGCUGCUGGACGCCGACGCUCAGGGACUCCUCGCCGACCUCAAGUCCCGCCUCUACGUCUCCUGUAAGGACAUCCUCAACCUGCACUGUGUGGAGCUGAGCAAGGGCAGCGUGGAGCCCAGGCGCCGGGAGCACGCCCACUACCUGGACGCCGUGUGCGAGCAGUUUGUGUCACAGAUGAAGUCUCGCAUCACAGCGGCGGUGGACCCCCCCGCCGAGGGGGGGCGCAGGAGGGUGUGGGGACGCAUCGAGGAGGAGGAGGACACGUCGGACCGGAUGCUGGAGGAGGUCGGACAACAUGUCUCCAGGAGUGAGGAGCUGAGCAGGGGUGUCAUCGGCAGGGAGGGACUUCUGGCUAAGCUCCGCCUCUCCAUGCGGGAGUCCACCAGUGUCCUCCACGACCCCCUGGUGGUCCGCGGCCCCCUGGUGGUCCACGGGGGGGCUGGCAUGGGGAAGACGGCUCUGCUCUGCAAACUGGCGCAGGAGAUGCAGAGGGUCCUGAAGGCCGGGUCCGUGCUGGUGGUCCGGCUGCUGUCAGCUCGCCAUCCUCAGAGACCACACAUCGACCACGUCCUCCGCAGCGUCUGCCUCCAGGUGUGUGUGGCGUGCGGCCUGGCUCCGCCCUCGCCGCUGAUCGCCGGCACGCACCUGGAGCUGCUCCGGUUCUUCAGGAACCUCCUGGCCCAGGUGUCCCAGCAGGGGAGGAGCCUGGUCCUGGUCCUGGACGGCGUGGACCAGCUGUCCGACCAGCAUCAGGCGCACACACUCUGCUGGCUGCCCGCCCGCCUCCCGCCCAACGUCCACCUGCUGGUUUCCAUGGAUACCAGCAGCGAGGCGUUUGCCAGGAUGCGGCUGAGGGCGGAGUCUCUGGGGAGCUUCGUGGAGGUGGAGCGUUUGUCUCGUGGCGAGGGGAAACAGAUGCUGGAGUCGAACCUGCGAGCUCGCCAGAGGACUCUGACCCGGGAGCAGAGCGACGCCGUGCUGAGCAGCUUCCACGCCACCGGCUGUCCGCUCCACCUCAGGACGAUCCUUUCCGCCGCCACACGCUGGUCGUCCUUCACGCCGCUCACAGAGAUCCACCUGAGCGCCAGCACACAGGAAAUGAUGUCACAGCUCUUCCUGAUGCUGGAGGAGACACAUGGGAAGGAGCUGGUGGGAGGAGCCUUAGGAUACCUCGCUCUGGCCAGGGAGGGGCUACUGGAGGCGGAGCUACGCGACCUCCUGUCCCUGGAUGAUGAUGUCAUCAGUGAGGUGCACAGGUACUCCCUCCCUCCGACCCCCUCGUUGAUCCGGCUGCCCCCCCUCCUGUGGGCGCGACUCAGGCGGGACCUGGAGGACCAGCUGGAGGAGCGGUGGAGGGGCGGAGUCUUGUUUCUGUCGCUCAGCAACAGGCGCCUGUCGGAGGCGGUUUCAUCUCGCUAUCUGAUGUCAGAGCGUCGGGGGCGGAGCCACAGGAUCCUGGCAGAGUACUUUCAGGGUCGGUGGGCGGGGAAACUGAAGCCGGCGGUGCUGCCGGGUCUGUCGCUGGUGCUCGCCGACAGGAAGGUCCCGCCCCAGCCGCUGUGGUUCGCUCCAGGAUUGGCUAACGUCAGGAAGCUCCAGGAGCUGCCCUAUCACCUGCUGCACGCCGGCCUGUGGGAGGAGCUACGACAGGAAGUGAUCGGCAACGCUGAGUGGCUGUUCUGUCAGAGCCGGGUGGGGGGGGGGGUCAGCGGGGUCAUCCAGGACCUGGACCACAGCUCCCAGCUCAUGGACUGCACCGAGACCCGGCUGAUCCGAGACGCUCUGGUCCUCAUCAAACCCACCAUGGACUUCCUGGACAGUCACAUGGACAUGUCUCUGUUCUUCACCGAGCUGCUGGCCCGACUCUGCUCCUUGGCGCCGGGCUUCCCCUCUGUGAUUGGCCGGCUGUGCACUCAGUGCGAGGAGUGGUUACUCACGUGUCCAGACCCCGCCCUCAUCCCCAAGUGCAGCUUCCUGCAGCCGCCAGGGGGGGCGCUGCAGCACACGCUGAGCGGGCUGCAGGGAGGUGUCCUCUGUCUGGACGUCAGUGUGGAGGCGGAGCUUCUGGUGUUGGGUCUGGAUGAUGGCGUGGUGAUGGUGUGGCGCCUCAGUGACCAGCAGCUGCUUCACACGCUGCUGGGACACAGCGGCCCUGUCUUGUCCAUCAAGGUGAUUGACAGCUCAUCUUGCUGCCUCUCAUUGGCUGCUGACGGCUCUCUGAGUAGGUGGAGCCUGAUGACAGGCCAGCAGCUGCUCUGCAUCCAGGGGGCGGCGCCUGUUGACUCCUCCCCUUCGCCGGUCCAGCUCCACCUGUCCGAACAGAGCCAGCUGAUCUAUGUUUACACCGGCACGCAGGUGAAGGUGUGGACGCAGGAAGGGGCGGAGCUCUUCAGCAGCAGCGGGGAGGACGGCUCGGUGGUUCUGGGAGUUCUGGAGGAAUCUGUGUUUUCUCUGACGGACUCGGGUCUGGUCCGGAUCUUUCAUCCUCUGCACGACGCUGUGGAGACGCAGCUGGAAAACUCUCCGACGCGUUUGAGUCUCGUGAAAACGGUCGUUUCACCGAAACGUGGGAAAGUGUUUGUGACCACGAGAGACGGCGUCCUGCACCAGGUGACUGGAAAACACUCGUCUGUGGAGUUUCCUCUGGUUCCUUCGUUACUUUGUGUAACUGAAGACGAGAAGCUGCUGAUCGCAGCCGCUGAACGAACUCUGAGCCUCUUCAACCUCGACCGGGACCCGGUGGACAGAGUCCUGGACCUGCAGCACGAGGACGAGGUCCUGUCCGCCUGCGUCUCCUCAGACGGUCGCCUGCUCGCCUCCGGAGCCGCUGACCAGCUCAUACGGAUCUGGUCCGUGACCACCGGGGCGCUGCUGGACUCGCUGUGUGGAUCGGAUGCUCCCGUCACGUCUGUGGUGAUCUGCGGAGGUUCUGUGGUUUCAGCCUCGGCCGCCGCGGCCUCCGUGCACCUGUGGAGUCUGAAGUACGACGCCCGGCACCAGCCUGCCGCCCACAUCCCCUCAGGCUCCGCCCACGUCGCCAUCACCAGGGAUGCUGAUCGAGUUUUCUUCGUCCGACAGUCGAGUCAGAGAGAAGUGAUGAGCUGGAACAACAGCACAGGUUGUCUGUCCGAGCGUCUGUCCACCUCGGCUCAGGUCAGCUGUCUGGAGCUGGCUCAGCACAAGCGCCUGCUCCUGUGCGGUCUGACCUCCGGCACCGUCCUCAUCUACCCGCUGGCUCUGCCCCAGGAGACCCUGUGCAUCCCCCCCCCGGAGAGCCUGUGCAGCGUGCUGUGCGUGGCGGUCGGCGCCCGCGAGAAGCACGUGGCCGUGGCCUACGAGGACUCGUUGGUUUGUCUGUUCGAGAUCUCAGCCAGAGACAGCUGUCCCACGGUGGAGGGGCCCCUGCACCGCGUCCCCCUGUCCCUCCUCCAGGGGCCGCUGUCCUCCAUGGCGCUGCUGUCCGACCUCCGGCUGCUGUACGGGACCAGCUGCGGGGGGGUGAGGCUCCUGGACCUCCGCAGCGGCGCCGGGUCGGAGCUGGAGCCGCACCGCAGCAGAGUGACCUGCGUGACGGGCAGUACCUGGGGGACGCACGCCCUGGUGGGCUCCCAGGACGCCGUGCAGAGGCUGUGGGCCUUGACCCCGCUGACCCUGGACCACACCAUGGAGUACAAGGGUUUCCUCUUCGAGGGCGUCCUCUCCGCUGCGUUCUCCGAGAGCGACCGGUUCGUCUUCACCGGUUCUCAGGACAAAACCGUCAAAGUGUGGAGCGUUCAAACAGGAAACCUGCUGUACGUCCAGUACGUCUACUCGCCCGUGGUCCGGAUGGUGACCUUCAGGAACGGCUUCGUGGCGUUGUCUCAGCAGGGCGCCGUCAUCAGAGAAGUCUUCCACUGCCCAGACCACAUCGCUCCGGACUACAACCCUCUGAGGAACGUCAAGGCUCAGUACCACGUCACCUCCAGGGAGAAGAACCGGGACGUCCAGCAGAACUCUGGGUCCGGCCCCCAGGACUUUAACCCCGCCCAGUUCCACCUGAACUUCACCAGCAUGCUCCAAGCCAAACCCUCGUCCACCUGCGUCAUACUGUAG
Limanda limanda (common dab) is the source of this 4941-nucleotide messenger RNA. It is a transcript of the gene nwd1, whose product is annotated as NACHT and WD repeat domain containing 1. Lineage: Eukaryota; Metazoa; Chordata; Actinopteri; Pleuronectiformes; Pleuronectidae. The coding region runs from base 1 to 4941 and encodes 1646 amino acids. The transcript is spliced from 19 exons. The record is from RefSeq and is a predicted model, not a curated record. Gene Ontology annotation, molecular function: protein binding.